This is a messenger RNA of Pipra filicauda (Wire-tailed manakin), 3797 nucleotides long. It is a transcript of the gene CHEK2, whose product is annotated as checkpoint kinase 2. The coding region runs from base 1352 to 2842 and encodes 496 amino acids. Gene Ontology annotation, biological process: mitotic DNA damage checkpoint signaling; protein phosphorylation. Lineage: Eukaryota; Metazoa; Chordata; Aves; Passeriformes; Pipridae. The record is from RefSeq and is a predicted model, not a curated record. Gene Ontology annotation, molecular function: ATP binding; protein binding; protein serine/threonine kinase activity. Gene Ontology annotation, cellular component: cytoplasm; nucleus. The transcript is spliced from 13 exons.
CUUGCCUUGCCCUGCCCUGACCUGCUCUCCCCUCCCCUGCCCUCCUCUUCCGCCGCGGGCCGCUCCCUGCUCGCUCCUCGCUGGUUCUCCUGGGAAGGUCGCGCGGCGCCGCUGGGUCCCGGGGCCGCGGUGCUCGGGCGGGCAGGGCACGGCAGGGCGGGCCGGGCCGGGCCGGGCGCUGAGUGAACGGGAGCUCGGCGGUGCCGCCCCGGGGUCCCGUCCGCGCCGGCCCGGCUCCGCCGUCCGAGCGUCCGGGAGCUGUUCAGAAGGAGGUGGAGGUUCGAUAUGAGGGAAAAUUCCCUUGUGGGAAGGGCUGCCCAGCCUUGGCACAGGCUGCCCAGGGCACGGGUGAAGUCACCAUCCCUGGAGGGCUUUUAACAGCCGUGUGGAUGUGGCACCUGGGGACGGGGUCAGUGGUGGCCCUGGCGGUGCUGGGGAUGAGCGCUUGGAGUCGAUGGCCUCUGUCUUUUCCAACCCAAAGGAUUCCAUGGUUCUGCUCCCUCCGCGGGUGGCCGCGCCAGCACCGCUGCAAAGGGCCGCGGUCCGAGCCCGAGGGCCUCGCCUGUGUCUGUGAGCACGUGUAGAAAAUGGGACGUGGGAAGUAACUUAGGAGCUGUUGUGGGUUUUUUGGCUCGUAAUGAAAUGUAGCAAAUCGAUAAGGAGAUUUAAAUUAGCCUGCGUUAUACGUCGAACGGUAUGGCAACCAGCUAAAACCCCAGUAACACAGAUGGUGAGCCGAGAAAGGAAGCAGAGGGAUGAGUGCCAGCGAUCCCAGAGGCUGGAAGGCUCAUGGACGUUCCAGCAGCCCCGGUGAACGCGGAUGUGUUUGAGGACGCCGACUGUAGGGCUGGGCUGGCUGGUGGAGCGUUUGUUAAGUGGGGAGGGAGGAAAGACGCGCUGAUAAUUCCCGAGCUGUAACGGGGCAGGGAGGCGAUUGCCGUUUCUUGCCGCCAGCAGCUGCCGGGGGCUGUGGUGGGUGUCUGUCAAGCUUUUGUACUUUCAUUGUGUGUAGGUGUGGCAAAUCUGUUGGGCGCCUUCAAGAAAAUGCACGUCAUUUUCUUAUAUACAUCAUAGUUCUUAUUUUUCCCUUUGUGUUUGGGACCGGCCGUGAUCCCUGCUCCAUGCGGGCAUGCUCUGUCGUAGCGCAGCCCCUGCCUGUGUGACCCAGUGCGAGCCCUGAAGUCCUCGGGAGCAAUCUGGGAAUAAGGGUUGUUUCUGUUUUAGAACCAGCAGAGGCCGCCCCACAUUCCCUUUUAGAAAGAAAACCAUCCUGGUUUGCAAAAUUCCUGGGGAUUUACGUAUAACCCACACAUGCACUCUUUGGUUGGAAGUUUUACUUUGAAGCCUGCGAAUGGACUUGAGUGUGAAUGCUUGCCACUUUUACUUUGCUGUAGUAACAGUUAUUUUUAACAUCCUCUUUGAAGCCAACAUGUCCCGAGAGACUGAAAGUGAAGUGCAGCAGACUCAAGGUGGCCAGUCGUCACAGAGUUCCUCUUCCAGUGGGUCACAGAGUACUAGUCAGUCUUCCUCAAGUUCUGGGACCCUCAGUUCUUUGGACACCGUUCCGACUCAGGAGCUUCCGUCCAUCCCUGAGGAACCUGAAGAGCUGGAUCCUCAGCCGUGGGGUCGACUCUUUGCACUUGCAAAAGGUUUCAGCAACUGUGACUGUGUGAAUGAGGAAUACUGGUUUGGGAGAGACAAAAGCUGUGAUUACAGUUUUUCUAAGCUAGGACUGUAUGAGACUGGCUUCUACGAAAACUAUAGCAAGAAGCACUUCCGAAUUUUCAGGGAAAUGGGUCCAAAAAAUUCCUAUGUUGCCUACAUUGAAGACCAUAGUGCAAAUGGAACAUUUGUGAAUAAAGAGCUUGUUGGAAAAGGGAAGAGGCUUCCACUGAUUCACAACGCUGAAAUCGCACUGUCUCUACAGACCAAUAAGGUGUUUGUAUUUUCUGAUCUUACGGUGGAUGAUCAGAUGACGUUUCCUAGAGAACUGAGAGAGAAAUAUAUCAUUUCAAAGACUUUGGGAAGUGGUGCCUGCGGAGAAGUCAAACUGGCCUUUGAGAAGAGCACUUGUAACAAAGUCGCAGUGAAGAUCAUCAAUAAGCGCAAGUUUGCGGCGAGCGGCCCGAGAGAGGCAAACCCAGCUUUUAAUAUCGAUACAGAAAUUGAAAUUCUGAAGAAAAUAGAUCACCCUUGCUUAAUCAAGAUCAAAAACUUUUUUGAAGCAGAGGAUUACUACAUUGUUUUGGAACUGAUGGAAGGAGGAGAAUUGUAUGACAGAGUGUCAAGGCCAAUCAAGAUGAAAGAAUCUACCUGCAAGUUGUAUUUUUAUCAGAUGCUGCUGGCAGUAAAGUAUCUUCAUGACAAUGGAAUUAUACACCGAGAUCUAAAGCCAGAAAAUGUCCUACUUUCGUCUUCUGAAGAAACAUGUCUUAUAAAGAUUACAGAUUUUGGACAAUCCAAGAUUCUUGGAGAAGCUUCUCUUAUGAAAACAUUAUGUGGUACCCCCAUGUAUCUUGCUCCUGAGGUUCUAAAUUCACUUGGGACUGCUGGAUACAGCCGAGCUGUGGACUGCUGGAGUUUAGGAGUUAUUCUUUUUGUAUGCUUGUGUGGAUAUCCACCAUUCAGUGAGCAAAAUAGUAAACUCUCUCUGGAAGAUCAAAUCACUCGUGGAGAAUACAGGUUCAUUGCAAGAGAAUGGAAGCAUGUGUCAGACAUGGCUCUGGAUCUUGUGAAGAAGCUGUUAGUAGUGGAUCCAAGCAGACGUCUUACCACAGAGGAAGCCUUAAAGCAUCCUUGGCUUCAGGGGCUGUUACUAAGAGUAUCAGAUGUUCAUAGGUGAUUGUACACUGCCUGCUUGGAAGGCCAACAUCCAGCAUGCUCAGUUCUAGAUAUCACACACGUUGAUUACUACCACCAAAAGAGCUCCUGAGUCCUGUUACUGAGAGUAGUGAGGAGUUACUGGCUCCUCUCUCCCUCUUGUGUUGUCUGGAAGUAUUGACUUUACAAGUCAGCACGAAAAACCACACUCUCCAUGCGACCAGCUAAUGCCUGAUAGCCCUCUGAUGAUUUUGGGUACACUAGGGAAUUUUUCAGAUAUUAAAAGUAGCGUGUUCUCCAAACAAUAUUUAAUUUCUACAGAUUUGUUUAAACCAGUAGUGCUUUCAAAGUAGUGUUUUCAAUACAUGUGCUGUUCACUCCGUUCUUUGCUUGAAUCUACAGCUUUAAAACUUAGUGAGCUGCUUAAACCUAAGUACUACUCAGUGGAAAUGUCCUACCUGUAUUUAAUAAAACAGGUAUUUAAGAAAACGUUUCUCAAAGGCAUGUAAAUAAUUGCUGUUUCUGCCUCUGAAAACUUCACUGAGGUCUUAUGAGUAGGACUUAGUUUGGUUGCAUGCUAAAGAAAACACUCAGGUGUUUGUUAAAUAAAUGGAAAAAUAUUUAUCUUACCUUACCCAUUAACUCAAAGGUACCCACAGUCAAAUCAAGUGAUGCUGGAAAAGAAAAACAAGUCAAAAUGCUGUAUAAAAUAAAAUGGAUGUUCACAACAAAGCCUUUUUGUAGCGCUUAAGAACAUAGUUAAACAAAAAAGGAUAUACUGCAAGACUCCAUUGCUUAGAAAAACGACCCCCUCCCCUGCCUUCCCCCAAGAAACUUAGUUAAAACAGCUGAAAUCCUUAGGAGCUCAAUGAUUGUUAUUUCUAAUUGUCUCUAGCAGUGAGUGUCCCAUUUGCUUCUCUUGGAGUUUCCCAAUCUUUGCUUUUCCCUUAAAUAUUCUAUCUACCACUUAGCUACUG